AUGGCGGCGCGCCUGCCGCUCUGCGUGUUCGCAAAACCUCCACGGCCUGGAAGGGCCAAGACGCGGCUGGCUGCUAGCAUCGGCGAUGAUGCUGCUUGCAGGCUUGCCACAGCUUUUAUCAACGAUUUCAUAUUCAUGGCCUCGAAUCUUAGCUGGGCCUAUCCAGUCUUGGCCACGACGGAAGACGGAAUGGAGCCAUCAAGCUUUCCGCCAGCCGCAUUUCCAUCAGAUGUGCAUCCGGCCAGCGUUCCCCGCUGGCGGCAGCCUGAUGGCGAUCUCGGUGCAAAGUUGGAGGGGAUCGUCCGACAGGGCCUCGAGCUUGCAGAGGCGACCAUCUGCCUUGGGGCCGACAGCCCUGGGCGGCCCGCUCAGCGACUAGAGGAAACGAGGCAAGCCUUGUCGAACGGCUACGAUGCAGUGCUGGGGCCUUCUGAAGACGGAGGGUACGACUUGAUGGCUUUGAAGCGCUGCCCUCCGGGACUGUUGGCUGACUUGCCGUGGAGCCAGCCAACGACCUUCGAAGCCACCAAGAAGCGCUUGGAAGAGCAAGGGCUGCGAGUGGCUGUGCUGUCGAAGUGGUGGGAUGUUGACGAGGCCAUGACUGCGGUACAUCUUUGA
Molecule: messenger RNA, 618 nt
Organism: Symbiodinium sp. CCMP2456
Lineage: Eukaryota; Dinophyceae; Suessiales; Symbiodiniaceae
Source: the annotation of a GenBank genome assembly